Molecule: messenger RNA, 2699 nt
Organism: Haliotis rufescens (red abalone)
Lineage: Eukaryota; Metazoa; Mollusca; Gastropoda; Lepetellida; Haliotidae
Product: glycine receptor subunit alpha-2-like
Exons: 8
Coding region: 527-1789 (420 amino acids)
Biological process (GO): signal transduction; chloride transmembrane transport; chemical synaptic transmission
Cellular component (GO): membrane; synapse; neuron projection
Molecular function (GO): GABA-A receptor activity; neurotransmitter receptor activity; extracellular ligand-gated monoatomic ion channel activity
Source: RefSeq, a predicted model, not a curated record
GGCGCAACAGGGGACGGUGCUUCUAUACUGUGACAGAUGGCUGACUGUACAUCGCACAGCGGGCGGCCACUGCACCGCCAGAUACACUACUGCUGUACUGUAGGUGCUGUAGGCAGGUUGUGAAUGGAGAACACUGCACAUGCUACAUCUCACACAGACAGCAUUUCACCAGAUACACUACUGCUGUACUGUAGGUGCUGCAGGCAGGUUGUGAAUGGAGCACACUGCACAUGCUACAUCUCACACAGACAGCAUUUCACUUCACGGCGAGGCAGGACCUCAUCAGCUUUGUUUUCAUAUUUAGACGAACCAUCUGCACUUAGGGCAAGGGGAAGAGGUGAUCGACAUACUCUCGGUCAUUGUUCUUCCGCGUGUUAUUCCUGGAAGCCGACUUGUGUCUUUCAAGACCCACUUCUUGACUCCUGGAUAAUUAACUUCUGGUUCCUGGACAGGUGAAGACAACACGGAGCCUUCCUCUUCCUCUGUUUGUUCCACACUCAUGCUACUGCCGACAUAGACACUAACAAUGACCGUCAUCGUCACCAUCGUGUGCAUCAUCAUCCUCGCCCUCUGCUCUAGUGGUGUAGUCGGUGUACCAACCAACCAUGAUGACUUUGUCGCUAACCCCGUGCAUCCUUCGGAGGAAGCUAUUCGGAAGAUCCUGGCUACCUAUGAUGCUAACGUACCACCCAACUUUGAGGAAGAUAUUGCCACCCGGGUCACCGUGCAGAUAUACGUCGUCAGUUUUGAUUCCAUCAGUGAAUCGACCAUGGAUUACUCACUGACGAUCUUCCUCCGUCAAACAUGGCUCGACACACGCCUCAGAUACGACUCCCUGCCCAAUAUAGAGGCGCUGGAGUUGGACACACGCAUCAUGUCCCAACUCUGGGUUCCCGAUCUCUUCUUCACCAAUGAGAAGAGAGCCGACUUUCAUGCAGUCACGGUGCCAAACAAACUGAUGCAUGUAUAUCCUAACGGGACAGUACUGUAUAGUGCCAGAAUAUCGAUGACACUCAGUUGCGACAUGCAGUUACAGAAAUACCCGUUUGAUGACCAAGUGUGUUCAAUACUCCUAGAAAGUUAUGGCUACUCGACGAAGAACGUCGUCUUUGCGUGGCACGAAAGCCCAAUAGUCAAAAGGAGUGACCUGUCCCUACCUCAAUUUGACCUCGUUGGCUGGACCACCGACGACUGCACUAAAACAUACGUCAGUGGAAACUACACGUGUAUCCGAGGGGAUUUCCAGCUAUCCCGCAACUAUGGCUACUACAUUGCACAGGUGUAUGUCCCAAGUGUUCUCAUAGUAAUCUUAUCCUGGAUGUCUUUCUGGCUGGACAUUGAUGCAACGCCUGCUCGCAUCUCAUUGGGCCUCCUCACAGUCCUCACCAUGACAACACAGAGUUCCGGUGCACGUGCAAGCCUCCCACGUGUGUCCUAUGUCAAGGCCAUUGAUGUAUGGAUGGCCAUGUGUUUGGUGUUCGUUUUUGCAGCCCUGCUUGAGUUUGCUUAUGUCAACGUCAUGGCAAGAGUCGAGCGACGUCGCCAGACAAUAAGCGGAAACUACCGACCUCCAGAGUCGGGGGAGGAAUUGGGCGUCGAGCUUGAAAAAGAAAAUGGUACGCGAGCCCAGGUCCGAGGGCGUCGUGGGCUGUCAAAGGUUUCAGUAAUGAGACAAAAGGCACGAUUAAUGGACAAGAUAUCCCGCUACGCCUUCCCCGGGGUGUUCCUGGGCUUCAACAUUGUCUACUGGAUGGUAUACAUGCUAUGGGAGAACUCAAAUAGCCAGUAGUGUCAUGGUCUCCAGCAGAUGACAAAGUUACCUCCCUUUAAUGGAUUCUGAUAUACGGAAGUGCUACGAAUACCUCGCAAUGAAAGCUCAAUGUCAGCCUGCUAUUUACCUAGUAGAUAGUUCUGCAAUAUGGAUUGCCUUCCGUAUAAAGCAACGUGUAUCAGAAUCGCCAUGUGGAUGUGUGUAGAUGUGAGGUGUGCUUCCUGAAUCGACAUAUGGGUGCUAGAGUUCUCUCCCAUUAUGUGAUUUCACAGAUGUUGUGAACAGUCCAGAACGCUCUCAGUGGUGCGUUACAUUGGAACAGAAUUCUACUUGCAUGUAUGUGAUGCGUAUUCUAUGGAUGGGUUUCGAUUUACAUCAAACGUGAUUGAAGUUUACCAUUUUUUAAGUUUAUCUUUCUUGGAUUGAAUUAUUUCUUACAGAGACUACCAUACACGACAAGCUGUGUUUAAGAUGUUUUACAGACAUUCAUAUCACACAGUGGCACCUUCAGUUUGUGGUGGAACACGUCCCUGUUUGACUAGCCCCAGAGGGGAGAUGAUAGAAUAUCCUGCUUUGGAAUACUUCAGAUAAUACUACAGAUAUAAUAGGAACUGAGUUAUUGUACACAUGAAAUUCAGUAGGAAGUCGUAUUAAUGCAAGUCCCACCUUCACUGAACACACACUUGUUCUACUUAUCUAGCGACUGGUUUUCUCAAAGACCAUUGUUCACUGUUUCCGAUGUUUUUUGUCGGUGACUGUAAAGCAUGCAGGGCGUGUAUUUUUAGAUUUCAAACAAUUCGUUCUUCAACCCUCCUUACAAACAUGGAUGUUUCUUUCAUGUUGACUUCGGUAUACUGUAAACCGAAAAUAUGACAGAUUAUUGAUUGCAUAUUUCAUUAUUUUUGUAAUAAAUAUUGACGGAAUGUUA